AUGAAGGAGCUCAGGCAUGAGAUAAUUCAGCUCAGCCAAGAGAGUGUUCUAGAUCUCACCGGAGGGGAAAUUCCCCAAAGUCUCUGGUGCAGCAAGUGGAGAACAUCAUCAAGAAAUCUAGAGGGGCGGAGCUGGAGCAGUGGUGGUGGCUGCAGAGCGGUCAGAGGAGCGAGACCAGAGCCAAGGCUAGAGCCAGAGCUGCAACUGCGGGCCACUUGGGGUGGCACUGGCAGCGGGGGCCCGGAGACAGCAGAAAUGGCAGAGCAUCAUAAUCCGUGUCCAAUCACCAGAGGGGCUGCAACAUUUUUGAAAAAGGUUGCAAAGGAGUUUGGCUUCCAGAAUAAUGGUUUCUCAGUUUACAUCAAUAGAAACAAAAUAGGAGAGAUAACAGCAUCAUCACCAAACAAAUCCCUUAACCUGUUAAAAAUUAAACAUGGCGAUUUGUUGUUCCUGUUUCCCUUGAGCCUUGCUGGACCCUCAUCUGACACAGAAACUUCUUCCACACAAGCAUUACGUGCUUGGGGAGCUCCCAAUGUGGUAGAAGAUGAGAUUGAUCAAUACCUUAGUAAGCAGGAUGGGAAGAUUUACAGGAAUCGAGACCCACAACUUUGCCGACAUGGUCCUUUAGGAAAAUGUGUGCACUGUGUACCUCUUGAGCCAUUUGAUGAAGAUUACUUGAACUAUCUUGAACCUCCUGUGAAGCAUAUGUCCUUCCAUGCCUACAUUCAAAAACUGACCAGAGGGGCUGAUAAGGGGAAAUUUGUUGCCCUGGAGAAUAUCAGCUGCAAGAUUAAAUCUGGUUGUGAGGGACAUCUUCCAUGGCCUAAUGGCAUUUGUACCAAGUGCCAGCCAAGUGCUAUCACACUGAACAGACAGAAAUAUCAGCAUGUAGACAACAUCAUGUUUGAGAAUCACACAGUUGCAGAUCGUUUCCUUGAUUUCUGGAGAAAGACUGGGAUCCAGCAUUUUGGGUACUUGUAUGGACAGUAUACAGAGCAUAAAGACAUUCCUCUUGGCAUUAGGGCUGAGGUUGCUACCAUUUAUGAAACCCCCCAUAUUGGUACACAGAACAGCCUGGAGCUCCUUGAAGACCCCAAAGCUGAAGUAGUAGAUGAGAUUGCUGCCAAACUUGGCCUAAGAAAGGUUGGCUGGAUAUUUACAGACCUGGUCUCAGAAGAUAUCCGAAAGGGCACUGUCCGAUAUAGCCGGAAAAAGGACACUUUUCUGAGUGCAGAAGAAUGUAUAACUUCAGGAAAUUUCCAGAACAAGCAUCCCAACAUAUGUCAGCUUUCCCCAGAUGGUCAUUUUGGAUCAAAGUUUGUAACCAUGGUAGCUACAGGUGGUCCAGACAACCAAGUUCAUUUUGAGGAUUACCAGGUAUCUAAUCAGUGCAUGAAAUUGGUUCGGGAUGAGUGCUUAUUGCCAUGUUGAGAUGCACCUGAGUUGGGUUAUGCCAAGGAAUCCAGCAGUGCAUAUGUGCCUGAUGUGUUCUAUAAGGACACAGAUAAGUUUGGUAAUGAGAUCACUCAGCUGGCCCGCCCACUCCCGGUGGAAUAUCUGAUCAUAGAUAUCACAACGACUUUCCCCAAGGAUCCAGUUUAUACUUUUUCUAUUUCACAAAAUCUAUUCCCUAUUGAGAACCAAGAUGUCCUAGGCGAGACACAAGAUUUUCAUAGUUUGGCUACAUAUCUGUCUCAGAACACCUCUUCCAUUUUCCUAGACAUCAUCUCAGAUUUCCAUCUGCUCCUCUUUCUGGUCACCAAUGAAGUCAUGCCUCUUCAGGACAGCAUUAGCUUAUUGCUGGAGGCUGUGAGGACUAGGAAUGAGGAGCUAGCACAGACUUGGAAGAAAUCUGAGCAGUGGGCCACCAGUGAACAGCUCUGCAGUACAGUUGGUGUCCAGAUUCCAGGAAUGCAUGAAUAUGGUGCCAUCGGGGGUCCAACACAUGCCACCUCCUCUGCAAUGUGGGCUUGUCAACACUGCACCUUUAUGAACCAACCAGGCACGGACCACUUCGAGAUGUGUAGCCUCCCUAGGACCUAACACUCCCCACCAUCCUCCUGGACAAACCUGGGGACCAGACUUACAGCCCACUUAUAAGCCAGGAUCAUUUCUCAUGAUUCUUCCCCUGUAGUGAUGCCCCAAUGGAGGGCAGACCUGAAGAAGGGGAAAAGGCUACCCAUGGGUCUCUGCAACCCACAGAAGCUUCUUGGCACUGUUCUUUCCAGAGGGUAUCCACUAGAUAGAGGGAUCCAAGGCUGGGUUUUCUGCCAGGCAAACUAUCCCUAAUGCAAGAAAGUCAGACAUUUAACCUCAGUUUACAGUUUUGCAACUUGUAUUUGAUAAGAACUACGCCCUUUUGUGUCACCUGGAAUUUGCUUUUCCUGCAGCCUUCCCCUUUCCUUUUGCAAAUUUCUCAAUUUUUUUAUGCUCUUGCCCUUUCCACUUCUUCUACUCCUAGUCCCCUUUAAAAACCAUAUUGGCCCUCUGCCCUGUCCUUUGUUUUCUACUCCAUUACCAGGUAUUGGAUGCCUUCUGACAGUGGCGGCUGCUUUUCCCCCCUUGCUGCUUGGCCAGUUAUCUGGUUAGAAUGAAAACCAGCAGGGUCAGAUGAGCUGUGUCUUGGGACAGGGGGCUUUCCUUGUUGAUUUGCAUGAUUUUUCCCCCUUUUCACCUCAAUCUUCCUCUCACCAGUCUAGGAGGUGAGAUUUAAAGAUCUACAUUGGUUAUAAUGACAGCAAUUUGUAAUUCUUUCCUACAGGCCUUUUUAGUUUGUUUUUAUUCUUAAAGAGAAAAAUACUGUACAAAAGGGGAGUGAGAGGCUACUUUCCUCUUCCCUUUCCUUCUCCCUUCUCAAGCUUUCACCUUAAUCAAUCCCUUUUGGGGUGUGUGUUUGUGGAUGGGCGUGUGUGUAGAUAAGUGUGGAUCCACAGUUAGCUAUCCUUUGAAGUAAACCUCAGUGACCAAGUCUUUCCACCAAGCUACAUAGUAAGGACAUUUUAAAAAGCUGAACGUCUAGAGGGGGAGAACUGAAGAAUGAGCUGCAUCCAGGCAAGUGGAACACUGGAGCUGAGCACUGGAGUUGGGCUGUUUUAGCUUUGUUUUGCUUUUUAAAUUUUUAAUUAGUGCCAUAGUCCCCUGGGUCUAGCAGAGGUAAGCUCAGCUCAACCACAGUAUUAAGUAUUGUGUUCCCACCCACCACCUUCUUUCCUCUUUCUACUUCCUGAGUCCUGGGUCUUCUGAUUCACUGGUAUGUCAACUGCAGCAAUCCCAGGAGGGAAUUUAGGGUUCUGCCAAGUGUGAGGUCUGUGCAAGGUCCCCUGAGAAGGCAGCCAAGGAAGUAGAGAAUGGCAGCUACAGGGAAAAAACAGAGGGCUUAAUGGGAUCCCUGGCAUUUAUUUACCGGCCUAAGCUCUGCCUGCAGGUGAGUAGGUACAUCAUAAGGCAACAUCUCACGGAAAUUCUUUAGAAUUUCCCUCAUAUUGAGCCAACUGGCCUGGGCACCUUGUUACCAUUUUGUCUUGAUGCCAAAUGCAAAUCAUCCUCAGCCAUUUAGCAUAAAGGAAAAGGGCACAGCUGCUAGAAUGCUUCUAUCACUUUUACACAUCAUAAUAUUUCUUGCAUAUGCUGAACCUUCUUUUCCUCUUGGGUUCUAGAGAGAAUGUUUGCAUCUGCUAGUUUGCAUGUUGACUUCUGAUGGUACCAGAAAGCUCAGUGUAAGCUUUGGCUGAUAUAUUUGGGCAGAAGUGGCUAGUGGCAUUAGUGGCUUUCCUGGCCAAGGGUUUGCCUGGUCUGUAACUUCCUUCAGGGGCAUGUGGUACUAUUUGCAUAAGAAUGAUUGGAGCAUGAAAUCCUGCACAGGGGAGCUCCUCUCCAAGGUAAUCUGUUCUAGAGCUAUUGAAAAUGGUUUUGGGGACUGACUUUUUAUUUAGAAUAGUAAAUAUCCUGAUUAGUUCAGACAUGCAUCUAGUUCAUAAUCUUCCAUUUGUGCAUACACUGAAAUCACUCAUUUUCAACCAAGUGGAGACUUAACCUUGUUUCUGAGACAUAAUAUCACAAAUGUAGGAUCAGAUCACAAGAAGAAAAGGCCUAGGCUCCUCCUCUGCUUGCUCUAGUCUCCUUUAUUUGCUGCUUUUGUUUCACUUCACUUUCAAUCAUUAUUUUUUCCCUUUGAGAAAUUCUGGCAUUCACACAACUUUCUUUGUCUUUUUUAUUUUAUUUUUGUUUUGGUUUAACUGCCUUAGUUCAACAAUGGACUUUGUACCAUUAUCCAAAGAAAGCCAGUGAGGGCUUGAUGAAACCAUAUAUAGAACAGUGGGGUUGGGAGGAGGGCCAGGCUCCUGACCAAAUCCUGGCCACUUCCUCCAACCCCACUGAUGUAUCUGAAAGGACAAUUUGCCUUCCUAAAUGCAGAAAGCCUGAAUUGAUCUUCCUUCUCCUACUUAUAGUAUAGACCAUUUUCCCUUUGUUGUCCCAGCCAGCACAUCUCCCUCAAUGUAGCCCUUUGCAGUUUCUACACUAGAAGAGUAAUGGUCCACAAACCAGGAAGGUGGUGACUGAUAGGGCUCAGGGUAGAAGGGAUUAUGCAGGCAGGUGCAGCAGCCUUUUUUGACAAGAAAGAUGUUGGUCUUUUCUUAGCCCACCUCUCUUCUCCCCUUACAGUUUGCAUAACUAAAAACUAGCUCUCUGGGGGUGUUGGUGCUCCAGCUUUGCUUGUUUGCAGAUGUGCAUUUGUUGGAUUUGGAUUGGAGUUCUCUUAAUUACAGCCCUGUAAGUGAAAUCUAAUAAAAGUACCUGAAAUGACAAAAAAAAGAAAAAGAAAAAGAAAGAAAGAAAUCUAGAGAUCAUUCUGGUGGAAGUAAAAUGAGCUGAAGAGUUAUGAAUGAGAGAUGCUCCUUUUUUGGAGGCUUUUUAGGGGUACAAAUGCCCUGAGAUUAACUGCCCAACUUCAAUUCACAUUUUUAGAAAUGCGGGAAGGUUGGGGGUUAUAAUUGUAUUUCACUUCUGCUACUAGAAUGGGCCUUACACCUCAUGUUAGGGGCAGGCAAAAAUGAC
Messenger RNA from Monodelphis domestica (gray short-tailed opossum), 5055 nucleotides. Lineage: Eukaryota; Metazoa; Chordata; Mammalia; Didelphimorphia; Didelphidae. The record is from RefSeq and is a predicted model, not a curated record.